Molecule: messenger RNA, 543 nt
Organism: Hyalella azteca
Lineage: Eukaryota; Metazoa; Arthropoda; Malacostraca; Amphipoda; Hyalellidae
Biological process (GO): mitochondrial glycyl-tRNA aminoacylation
Cellular component (GO): cytoplasm; mitochondrion
Molecular function (GO): glycine-tRNA ligase activity
Source: RefSeq, a predicted model, not a curated record
UCACUGGAGUUGUCAUCACUGGACGGGGCGCUCACCACACGAAGUUAUUUGAGUGGUGCGACGCCAUCACAAGCAGACCGCGCAGCCUACGACGCUGUUGCAGAGUGUAACCAGCUGGCAGAGGGCUUGAGGUCCCUCCACCACCUGGGGCGGUGGUACAGACACGUGGGGAGCUUCACCCCCACCGAGAGGAAGGCUUGGCCGGAGCCCAGGGGCAGGGUAGAGGAUUGGACGGGGGGGCGCCGCGCCCGGCCGGGUCUGGUCGCCAACGAGACCCUGGGCUACUACAUGGCCCGCAUCCAGCAGUACCUGCUCAAAGUGGGCCUAGUGGGCCCAAAAAUUCGCUUCCGUCAGCACCUGCCCAACGAAAUGGCCCACUACGCAUGCGACUGUUGGGACGCUGAGGCCCUCACGUCCUACGGGUGGGUUGAGUGUGUCGCCGACGUGGCUGACGUGGUGGCGCGGCUCUCGUCAGGCCUCGUGACGUGGCAGCAGGUCGUCGCUCAGUGGCCCAAGUUCACCCAGCAGGAGACCACCAAGUGA